Molecule: messenger RNA, 2627 nt
Organism: Bemisia tabaci
Lineage: Eukaryota; Metazoa; Arthropoda; Insecta; Hemiptera; Aleyrodidae
Source: RefSeq, a predicted model, not a curated record
CGCUGGCCGCGGCAGCAGAGUCGUCCGACGCCCCACGAGUGCGGACGCGAGUUGGUCGCUUCUCCCGCGUGCCCCGUCGCCACGAAGUUUCCCCGGACAUUUUUCUCGCUUUUUUUUCUCAGUUUUCCGAAUUUUCGCCCGGUUCUUUCGCCCCCCGCCUGAGUGCGGGCCGGUCUAGUGUCAGUGCACCGUCCUGGGAUAGUGUGUGUUGUGCUGUGUGGAUUUUGCCCUGUGUUGUGUUGGUUUACGCGGCCGUGCCCCAGGAAGGAAUUCCAUCACGAGAAUAAACUCGUCGGAUUUUAUACUCUCUCACGAUAGUUGCGUCACUUCAAACAGUGAUCCGGAAAAAGUGAAAAAUGUGCGAUAGCUGAUGAGGAACAUGGGAGCCACAGACGGUCAGAUCGUGGCAGCAGCAGCGCGUUGGGCGGACGAAGGACACUACCUGAAGGAGUUCGUGGCCAAGCAGCGGCUGCCCGCGGUCGUCAAGAUAAUCAAAGGCCAAUAUGGUGGGAUCGGGGUGCCGACGCUGCCCUCGCCAGGGCUCCAGUCUUCCAUCCUCCUCGUGUCGCUGGGCCGCAGGAAAAAGAUCAUCGCACAAUCGGUCAAGCUAAAAGAAGGCCGUCGGAUAGUGCCCGUCGGGCCGAGGAUAGUCAUCCCGGAGACCUACGCCGGGUACUUCGAGAUCCUCAGCGAAGAAGGGAAGUCAGUCCGGUGCAUAGAGAGCGUCGCCGAGCUCAGCCGAAGACGCCUGGAGGCCGGGUGUUUAGUUCGGGAAGCAGUGCGCGGGAUAGUAGGUCGCUAUGAGGAUGACGGUUCCGUAUCGGCAGACGGAGCGCGCAUCGUCCAGGUCGGCGAGGUCCUCUUCCCGGAGGUCGAGACGAACCUCGGCAACUCCAAAGCGCGCUACCUUCGCUGCGUCGAUUCCCUAGGCGACAUCCUCCUCCUGGGCCUCGAGCAGCGGGGCAAGUUCAGCGCCCUAGCCAAAGAAGACAACAUCAGCGGCGUGCACACCGCCAAGAACCUGCUGAACAAGCGCUUGCCGCUCACCGUUCGGCUCGCCCACGGGACCCCACCGCGGGGCCUCAAGAACGCCAACAACUUUGUGCCAGAGCUCCGCCUCCUAUCCACGGUAGAAGAGGAGCACAUUUUCGCCCUACCCUUACAGAAAGAAACCGGUUCCAUCGUGGUGCUCCCCCUGGCGGCUCCGCUCAAGCUCCAGCGCACCCGCAACGAGGAGUACCUCAAGGACCUGACGGAGUUCCACCGGCUCGUCGAGCGAUGUGAUAGGCUCGUGGCGGAGGUGGCCGACCGCGCCUACGUCCUGGAGGGCAAGCUCGGCGACCCCAAGUCCUCGCGGCUCGCCCCCAGCACCCCCGCCGCCAAGACCGGCUACUUCCUCCGGCGCAGCGCCUCCGUCGACUCCAACCACCUCUCGCCCGGCCAUAUCAACAACGAAAACCGGACCCCUCGACUGCACCCCGAAGACUACGACGAGAUAGACCAGAUCUACGACUACGUCCGCGGCUUCGCGCCGCUCCCGAAGAACAUCCGGUCGCCCUUCCCGUGCGAGCCCAUCGACGAUGUGUCGUCUCCGCCGGCCUCGCCGAAAGACAAGAAGCCGGAGCCGCCGCCGAUCGAGACGAUCCCGAGCAAGCAGUGCUCGAAGGCGGAGAAGCGGACGCGGACGAAGACGGUGUCGCGGGAGGCGCCGGUGCCGAUGGUGAAGCUGUACGUGAAGAACGGGAACACGCAGCGGGGGCGGCUGCUCCGGCAGAAGUCGAACCCGCUGAAGGAGCAGGUGCCGCUGGUGAAGUCGGGGUCGCCGAUCUUCAACAUCCGCUACAAGUCGAUGUCGAACCUGCAGCACGGGAUGGAGUUGGACGGGACGUUGGACUCUAGUCACUCCGGCGGGCGGACCUCGGGCGAUUCCGGGGCCGGCGCCAAGUUACCAGAGAAGCGAUCGCGAAGACUGAGCCGCCCGCGGUCCCUGACGAACCUCGUCUGGGAGCUCCCCGGCGGCGAGGUGGUGCUCCCGCACCCCCUCCCCCAGGUCCUCCCCCAGGACAAGAGGCCCAAGCCCAUCAAGCUCGAGGCCGGCGUCCACAGGAAGAACUCCGCCACGCAUAAGCUCUCGCUCGUCGGCCAGAAGCGGAUCGGCACCCUUUAUCUUUGAAAGGGGCUGCCUGGUGACUUGCGAGUGAUGGACCCGCGAAGAGAAACUGCCUCUCAUCACCUGUAAAAUAAUAGUCCAAUUCCCAGUUUGGUCGCAGUAUUGUACAUAACCAAGACGUGUCUUUCCGUUUCGACUCGAGCGACCCUCAAGUUCUUCGUUCGAUGGUGAAAUUCGGCGGUUCGGAGCCCGGGAAAUUCGAAUAAGCUUCAAGGCAUGUGUUGCGCAGUGAGCGAGCUUUCCCGCGCGCGCUGGAUCUCACCAUCCCAUGGAUAAGAGAGGGACCUCGGAGUCUGUUCUCGCUGAGCGUAGCUCUGCCUGAGCUUCUCAGCGGUGUUUUGGCCAUUCAAAUCAAAGCUGUAGAUUAAAGUGAUUGUUUUUAUUUAUCGUCUGUAAAAACAGUUCUUUUAUUUUAAGUUAAGCGUGUAAUAAUGAAUAAAAAUUCUAUUGCUCAAUA